AUGUCUAACAGAAAGAGGCCCGAUUUAGCAGUAGAGGAGAAACAGCGAGUCCUUCAAUGGUUGCUGCAAUACAAUAAGGAUGGAGUUCCUAACAGAGGGGCACCAAAGGAAGCAACUGCAUUUUUCAACAUUUCAGUCAAAUCCGUCCGCAAAAUCUGGGUGCAUGCAAAGAAGCAAAUAGAAAGAGGUGAAGUAGUGCAUUUUCAAAACAAAAGAAAAGGUAAACAACAUGUAGAUAAAAUGAUGCCCGAUGAAGAAAAGAUUAGAGCACUUCCUGUUAAAGAGAGAAGCACAAUCAGAAGGAUGGCAGCCAAGCUAGGGAUAUCCAAAUCUCUACUUGGAGAGUGGAUUAAGGAGAAACAGUUACGAGCACACACAAGUGCUGUCAAGCCAUUUCUAACCGAUGACAAUAAGCUUGCAAGGCUUAGAUUCAGUCUAAGCCAACUAAAUUCUGCAUCAAUUUUGGAAGACAAACUGAAUUUUCAUAGUAUGCAUAAUGUAGUGCACAUUGAUGAAAAAUGGUUUUACAUGUCAAACACAUCGGAGAGGUAUUACUUAUUGCCCGAUGAAGAAUCAGCCAACAAACCACGAAAACAUCAAGAAUCAGAGAGAAUAUGA
Molecule: messenger RNA, 618 nt
Organism: Salvia miltiorrhiza (redroot sage)
Lineage: Eukaryota; Viridiplantae; Streptophyta; Magnoliopsida; Lamiales; Lamiaceae
Exons: 1
Coding region: 1-618 (205 amino acids)
Molecular function (GO): nucleic acid binding
Source: RefSeq, a predicted model, not a curated record